Messenger RNA from Portunus trituberculatus (swimming crab), 4423 nucleotides. RefSeq names its product inner centromere protein A-like. Bases 164 to 3709 code for a protein of 1181 amino acids. The record is from RefSeq and is a predicted model, not a curated record. Gene Ontology annotation, cellular component: midbody; meiotic spindle midzone; kinetochore. Gene Ontology annotation, biological process: metaphase chromosome alignment; mitotic cytokinesis; meiotic spindle midzone assembly. Lineage: Eukaryota; Metazoa; Arthropoda; Malacostraca; Decapoda; Portunidae. Gene Ontology annotation, molecular function: protein serine/threonine kinase activator activity. The transcript has 15 exons.
GCUCGCGGGAGUAACGUAACGGCGCGGAGUAGUUUGAACUGUGGCCCGGGGUGGAGUGGAGGUGGCGACUGUGAAUCCGCUUCCCUCUGUUGUUCCACGCCCCUGCACCUCUGAUUCCCUUCCUAGCCUGUGGUGAAGUGCUGCGUAGUGUUCAGGGAAAGAAAUGGGCACGAUGGCCGGCAUGAAGCCUUUGCACAGGCUCUUUCAAAGGGCCAGUGAUAUGAUCCAGGAAACCAGUGAUUCUUUUGAGCAACACUUCUUGUGGCUGGAGGAGGUGGUGGCUGAGGCCCGGCAGACCUUUGUCACGGCUGAUCUGGUCAUGCUGCCCAAGACUCCCUCAGCUCCCAAGAGGACCAGGAGAGUCUUGAAAGAGGAUGCAGAAAACAUGCCUCCGCCUGCCAGUGCCCGUCCGUCACGCCAAGGCCGCCUCUGCUCCAAGCUGGCGAGUGAAAAAAUUCAGGAGCAGAUACGCUUGGAUCGAGUGAAGAAGCUGCGUAGGCCGUCCUCACCCAUCGACCAGGUUCUGCCAUCCACUGCCAUCAAAGCAAAGACCCACAAGAAUCUUCACUUUGAUGUCUCUCCAUCUCCCUCCAGCCCUGGUGAUGAGCCAGAUAAGUCCCCAGUAUCAAGAUGUGAACGUGCCACGUCCUCCAGUCCAAGAAGCUCUCGUGGGAAUUCUAAGGAAGCUAUAAAGCCCAAGAGGUUCAGUACACUCCAGAAAGACACCAACUCUCCAAAGAAAGCUUCUAUUUCUCUUCAGAAUGACAAAAAUACAUCUUUACGAGAUGGUGACAGCUCCUCACAGAAUGAUUUGAUUUCCUCAGAAAAGGAAGUUACCCUCCAACAAAGAGAAGGCACUACCUCACCGAAGGACACCCUUCAGAAUCAUAGUUUCCCACCGUCAGACUCGGGUUCACUCCAUAUGGAAACUAGUUCUACAAUAUCUUCCAAUGAAGUAGUUAGUAAAUCCCCAGACAUUUCUCUAAAAUGCAUUAAUGUUCAAGAGAACACAGAAAAUAAAAAAAUUCAGGAGGAAGGUGCAGGCGAUAGGUCUCAAAACAGAAACACUGCAACAGUAGAACCUGAGGUGCAUCCACAGGAUGAGGAAGAGAUGCACCUGCAGUUGGAUGAGAGUUUUGAGGAAUGUGCAUCUGCAGGUGAGUCAGAGGAAGAGCAAGACAUAGAGUUGGUGCUGGACUUACCAGAAGGGCAAAAAUCAGAGAGUGGCACUGAGAAAAAGAAAGGGGAUUCACCUCUUCCAAACAACAUUCCCCAAGCGUCCUCUGUCUCUGCUCCAGUAGCUACAUGCUCCAAGAAAGAUGUUGAAAUUCAGGAGUCACUAACCUCAGGCUCCUUGCUCCAGAGUCACUGUGCCCCGGCUUCUAGAGUCACUCACACUAAGCAAAGAGCCAUGGCAGCACAAGAUGCUUCCUUAGACAGCUGUCCUCAGUCUCCCACUGUCUCUGUCCCAAGAGUUACAAGAACCAAACAGAAAAUUAUCAAAGUGCAAGAGAUUCCAACUCUCUCAGACAGCCCACCUGAACCGCCAGCUGCCCCGGUGACAAGGGUUACACGCACCAAGCAGAGAGCCCUUGAAAUACAGAGUACUGUACCUCCCCCAGUAAAUGUUCCACAGCCAUUUGCUCCUGCCCCAAGAGUUACACGCACCAAGCAGAGAGCCAUUGACGCACAAGAUGGCAUUCUUCCUCAAGAAAAUGUCCUUCAGCAUCCCACUGCUCCUGCUCCGAGGGUUACCCGCACUAAACAGAGAGCCAUUGAGAAGGAACACCCACCUUCCUCGCCAGAUUUGCCUCAGCCUGCCCCACGAGUCACUCGCACCAAGCAGAAGGCCAGAGAGAUGGAGCCACCUGUUAGUUCUCAAGAAUCCACCACCAUGAGACCUAGAACUGAAGAUGAGGACAAGGUCAGAUCACAGAUCACGCAAGACAUGACCACACACCAACACCAGCCACCAGAGAGUCCUGGGAGAGGCACAAGGCACACUAGUGCUAAGGAUUCAGGGAUGUUCAGCCUUGGAACAAAAAGAGGUGGCUGGAGUUCAGUUGAAUCUUUGUCUUCAGAGGAAUCCUCUGCCCGGCCCGCCAGGAUAACUCGCUCCAAGAUGUCCAAGCUACAGCAACCUCACCUAAGUCCUGGGAGAUUCCCUGCCUCUGAAAACUUCCAGCGUGCCUGUCACUCCCCUGUGGGUUCUGUACGCUCUCACAGUCCAAGCAAGGGCUCCCCAGCUAACAGGAGGUUGGCGGGGCACUCAAGCAAGGAUGGUGGCAAGGACCCCCUAGCAGCAGAGGUGUUACUUUCCCCAUUGCGUGUUGUCCGCCACUCCCCAGACAAGACAGGCAAGGUGUUGCAGGCCAGACUUCCAGUGGUGAGUGGCAGUUCAGGAAGGGUCACACCAAAUGUUAUAUUCAGGAUGCAGCCAUUCCUCUCCUCUUCCUCCUCCUCCUCCUCCUCCUCAGAGCACAGGAAGAUUAUGAAGAAGACAGUAGGGACCCCAAGUGAGGGCCGCCGUCCUGCAAACAUUGUUGGUGGUGUCACUUCCUUCAUCAAGACCCAGCCAGCACGCCCCACUAGGGAGGAUGUGGAGAGAGUACGCCUUCAGGAGCUGCAAAGGAAGCAGAAAUAUGAAGAGGAGACUGUCAGAAAGAAGGAACAGCUACUACUGGCAAAGGCUGAGGAGAAAAAGAGGUGCAAUGAGGAGCGGAUGCGGCGGGCAAAGGAGGCUCGGCUGAAGAAAGAGCAGAUGGCAGCAGCAGCCAAGGAGCAGCAGAAGCUUGAACGGCAGCAGAGAGAGGCACGGCAGCGGGAGGAGGAGGACCGGAUACGACAACAGCAGCUGGCCAAGAAGAAGGCCGAGGAAGCAAAGAAAGCAGCCAAAUUGAAAGAGGAGGAAGAAAGGAAGAAACAAGAGGAAGAAGAAAAGAGGAAACAAAAACUAGAGGAAGAGAAGAGAAAGCAAAAACUACUUGAAGAAAGAAGGCAAAAAAUACUUGAAGAAAGGAGGCUAAAACUAGAGCAAGAGGAAAGAAAAUUAGACGAAGAACGGAAAAAUUUCCUUGCAAAGCAAAGAGAUGCCUUGGAAGAACAGAGGAAAUUGAAGGAAGCAAAAGCACAGAUGUUGAUGAAGGAGAAAGAAGAAGCAGAACGACUCAAACUGAAAGAGUCUCUCCGAAUCCUUAAAGAGAGAGAACUGCAAGCUAAAAGAGAACAGGAGGCCAAGACUGCCAUGAGUAAUGCUUCCACACAAAAAAAUACCCAUAUUACUCCCUUAAACACCACCAUCACAAAGGAGAGCAACAGUGGGCCCCUCAACACCACAUACACCAAGCCUGCAGCCAGUAAGCAGACCAACAGCUAUGAAAUCACACCCCUCCAGCCGCCAAGAAGCUCACACUCUCUGAACAACUAUGACAUAAAUGAUAUGCAAAGUGAUGAGUCCACAGAUGAUGAAGCCUCUCCUAAAAAGAAGAUCCCGCAGUGGGCCAUGAAAACACAGAUGCAGGCAGCUGUACUGCAGCAAGAACACUAUCCUCCAAAAGUGGAUGAGAUUUUCCCAGCCAGUGCUCUGCUCAUCAUCCCAGAUCUUACUCAGAUCUUCCGCCAACAGAAGCGUCGCUUCAAGAAGAGGACUUCGAGUGCCAUUUGGGAAACACCACCAUCAAAAUAUUUUCGGUUUAGGAGUCCAAAGUGAGAUUUGUAGGCCUGUGUAGUAUGCAUUCCAGAACAUGGAGGUUAUCUCAUGGAGUUGUAAUGUUUUGAGGCUACAGUAUUCAUUCAACUUUCAUAGCAAUAAUGCAUGAAGCAUAUUGAUGCGUCUUUGUAGCUGGAUUGUGCAGUAUUACUUCGUAAGCAACAAGACAGGCUAUUUAUUUUCCUUGAUCUGACACUGACGAUUUUUACUUUCCUCCAACAAAGAUCAAAAGGUUAUGAAUGUUUGUUGGAGAUUUUAGUCAUGGGUGUACAAAAAUGCAUCAUGGUAACACUACUUAGUCUUCAUAAUAAAAUUUUGGUGGCAUCCAUAUAAUUCUUUGGUGGAUAACAUUUCCAGGGAAACUUAGAAAAGUGUUAAUUUUGAUAGGAAAUACUUCUUAGGGCCAAGACGCCAGUAUGGCUGAAUCAAACCAGUCUUCACAGCAGGUGCUGCCACUCAUUCAGAUCACAUUCUGUACAUCACUUUUUUACUUAUGGUUUCUUAAAUACUGUUGUGAUUCCAAUCUCAUGUCUCAACAAUCCACUUUAAGAUUCUGAAACUGCUUGUGCUGACGGUUUCAUCUUGGACCAGACAGACCAUAGUGAGCCGUCAGCAUGGUCAGGAUAAUUAACUUAUGUAAAGUUUAUAUUUAUAUUGUCUUGGUGGUGACUGCACCUAGGGACAACAAAAUAAAAUUUCAACAUUGUAUGAAAA